AGGACAGGGCUGGGGGGAGGGGGCGACAGGGAUGGAACUGGUCCAGCCAAGUCAUAACCAGCCCCUUGCUGGGGCGCUAGCUGCGCGCAGGGCGCGGCGCCAGGCACUUUGGAGCGCUCUCUCCCGGAGUGCCCCCCACCGGUCCUCCGAUGCCCCAUUUCAGAGACUGGAGCCAGGAGGCCGGCCCCGCAUCGCCCGCUCCGCUGUGUCACCCGCUCCGGGACAGCGACGGCUCAGCGCCCGAUUCUCCCGGACGCAGGGGGUCGCUGGCGGCCGCAGGGGGCGGCGCGGGCCGGGGCAGGUGAUACGUGGGUUCGGGCAGGACGGUCCUCUUGCAGGCGUGGUCGGCCGGGGUCGCCUUGCUCUUCUCCAUGGCCAUCAGGUAACUGACAUCGGCCACCACGGCUUCCAGGUCCGCCAUAUUGGCGAGCUUUGGCAGCGGCAGUGGCAGUUACUGGGGACCCGGAUGGGACACGCGCCCGCGGCCGCCGCCCGCCGCGCCCCAACCUGGGGGAGCCACCCUGGGGCAGCCCCGCUCUGCGCGCCCCAGCAGCGCCCUGCAAGCGGUGUAAUCUGUAGCCCGCCAGGGUCGCCGCGCGCCGCCCACAGCUCCUUCAGCGAGGGUCUGCGGGGAACGCACGCCCAAGGGUUGGCGCACCUGGGUGCAGAGUCCCAGCGGCCAGCUCGGUUGGCGCCUCCCAACCAAGUCUCUCCCCUCCGGGUGGCCACAAAGGACUCCUCCUCCUCUUCUUCCUCCCCUCCCUCCCCCUCCGCCUCCUCCUUCUCCUCCUUGGCUGCCCCGACCUCCCGCCCCCAGUUCCAUGUGCUCUCAUGCUCGCCCCGCUCAUCCAGAGAAGCCCUGUGCCCGACGCCCGCUACCCAAGGGCAAUGGGGAGGCCUCUGCUCCGGGGACACAGUAGUUCUCAAACUGGACAGUGUCAAUCAGCAUCCUCUAGGAGGUCUAGGAUGGCCCCGGAAAUGCAUGUGUCCCACCUGUCCCCGCAGGUGGUGAUGAAACUCCUGCUCUGGUCAGAGCUACCGGUGAACAGCGUCCAGCGGCCUGGCCCCCAACCUCCCUCCUGACCCUGAACAUCCCCCAACCCCGCCUUGAGAAUUCAGCGAAGAGUAAAAGCUGGAGAAAAUUGCGUGUCUCAGGCUAAGCAGAGCAAAGUGGGGUGACGGCUCCCCCGCUAGGAACAGAGAUGCCCUUAGGGAACCCCCUGAUGGAAGAGCUCCCGGCUUAAGAAGGUCACCACUCCCUUACACUCAGCCCCCCUCAGUCUGAUUCCCUGCUAUGCCUGCCAUCACCACUGGCCAGUUUUACCACAUGCUUCUCAAGACCCAAGGCACAAUAGGCAUAAAGUUGUCCCGAAAAGGACAAGAGGAGUGUCAGAAGUAGGAAUGGCAGUCGAAGGAGCUUGGUCUGGCAGCAGAAAGCUGAAAUGACAGGCAAGCACAAAAUAUAUUAAUGAGACAAAGCUA
This is a messenger RNA of Pan troglodytes (chimpanzee), 1482 nucleotides long. RefSeq lists its product as uncharacterized. Bases 32 to 1012 code for a protein of 326 amino acids. NCBI's taxonomy places the organism in Eukaryota, Metazoa, Chordata, Mammalia, Primates, Hominidae. The transcript has 2 exons. The record is from RefSeq and is a predicted model, not a curated record.